Molecule: messenger RNA, 420 nt
Organism: Colius striatus (speckled mousebird)
Lineage: Eukaryota; Metazoa; Chordata; Aves; Coliiformes; Coliidae
Product: histone H2A-beta, sperm-like
Exons: 1
Coding region: 1-420 (139 amino acids)
Cellular component (GO): nucleosome
Molecular function (GO): structural constituent of chromatin; protein heterodimerization activity; DNA binding
Source: RefSeq, a predicted model, not a curated record
AUGUCUGGCCUUGGAAAGAAGCGUGCAGUGGCUGGCAAAUCUGAAACUACAACAAAGAAAUCCAAAUCAGCCUUGGCUGGUCUGCAGUUCCCUGUGGGUCGUGUCUACAGGCUUCUUAAAAAAGGAAACUAUGCUGAUAGGAUUGGUCCUGGUGCUGCCAUCUACCUGGCUGCAGUGCUGGAGUACCUGAGUGCAGAGAUUUUGGAACUGUCAGGAAAUGCUGCAAGGGAAAACAAGAAAGCCAAGAUCACACCGAGGCACAUCCAACUUGCAGUGAGAAAUGAUGAUGAGCUGAACAGUCUUCUCUCCUGCGUGACCAUUGCUCAAGGAGGAGUGACGCCAAAUAUCCAUUCCCAACUCCUUCCCAGGAAAAGCAGCAAAGCUGAUGCUCCUUCUCAGGGACAAGGUGGUAGCAAGUGA